GAAGACACACAUGGAAAUUGCGUAGAAAUAAGUAAAUGUGGAUGCUAUUUCCAGGAGGCAUGGCGUCAACCCAAUGAUUACUUUGAUUCUGGCAAAGACUCGUGCCAAUGUAAAGAUGGCAAAGUUACCUGCACUGGACCAUCUAUGAACUGUACAGGAGACAUGGUAUAUUCACGUUGUAAGGGUGGGAGGUGCCAACGAACAUGUUCAAAAAAUCACCAAAUUGUAAAGAAUGUGUACAAGGUUGUGUGUGCCCGAACGGAACACUGUAUGAUCAAGGAAAAUGUAUAAAUGAAGAAGACUGUCCCUGCCAUUUUAAAGGUGGGACAUAUCAGGAUGGGGAAGAUGCAAUAGAUGAUUGUGAUCAUUGUAUUUGUAAGAAAGGUGAUUGGGUUUGCAAAAGAACUACAAUGUGUUCAAGAACUUGUAGUGUAACCAGCGGAGCCUAUUAUAAAACAUUCGAUGAGAAGCGAUUCCAUUCAAAGGGAGCAUGUACUUAUCAACUCAUGUCGGAUGAUUGUGGGAAUGCAACAGCAUCAAAGAACUUACAUUUCUUUGAUAUCAGGAUAAAAAGUUAUCUGUGUGAAGAUAGUGAACAUACAAUGUGUAACAUAUCAUUGCAUGCUAGAGUUGGGAAUCAAAUGUUCAUUUUGUCAAGAGAUCAGCCAAUGCAACAUCUAGGUGCUCCAAAAAUUUCAUCUGCGCAUGAGCCAAAACUAAAAAAAUUGCAUAUUGGAUUUUACCAAGUUUUAGAAUUUGAUUUCCCGGAGUACUAUGUUCAAAUCAGUUAUGACGGUAAAACAUCUGUUAAUAUCGAAGUAUCCAGAAACAUAACAGAUCAACGACCCCUGUGUGGUCUUUGUGGUAAUCUCGACGAUUCAGCCUCUAAUGAUUUUGGUUUGACGGAUUCUGCCGGUUUCGUGAAUUCGCACAAAAUUGACCAAUCUUGCGCCGACAUUAUGCCGUCACAAAAGACAGCUUGUGAGGACAAUGAACAUGCUGAAAAGAAGGCAAAACAACAAUGCAACAUUAUGAAAAGUUCUCUCUUCAGCAAAUGCCACUCAAUUAUUGAAGUUCGAGAAUUCUACGAGACUUGUGUUGAGCAAACCUGUUCAUGCACAGCUGACACAGAUUGCGACUGUUUUUGUAGUUCUGUGGCUGCCUACGCUAACGCUUGUGGACGUAAAGGAGCCAAGGUUAAUUGGAGACCUUUAACAAGUUGCCCUGUUGAGUGCGAGGAAUUUACUGAUCCAGACGGCGAUCUGUGCGAUAUAAAGUACGAUGUGUGUCAAGAUUGCGUCAAAACAUGCUGCGUCAGUUGUACCAGAGGUUGUUUCGAAGGAUGCUUUCCCAAAUGUGAUGAAGGCUUGGUAUUUGAUCCUGAUGCCCAAACUUGUGUUUCUGAGGACAAGUGCACCCCAUGCCGCUUCGGACCAACAGUAAUAGUUUCGACGACAGGCGUUUCAAACACUACCAGUUUCACCACGACAUAUUCUACAGUUACAACUCCAAUGAUAUCGACGCCUGGCUUUACUUCAGCCACUACGCCGAUAGCGACAACAACUUCCCCAAUUUCUGAAGUAACGACGGCAGAAACGACAACCUCAACAUGCGAGACAGUUUGCACAAUUAAGUUUGAUGAUAUAGCAUAUGUGUUGAAUGCCAAUGAAUCGAGGGAUUUCGGCUGUUUGAACUACAAAUGCAAGUUAAACGAAGGGAAUUGUGCAUUCGUGACUAGUGUUUCACGAACAUGUCCAGAUGUAACUUGCACGGAACAGGAAGAUGAGGUUCCUAGAGAUUGCUGUACAGAAUGCCAGUGUGCAAGGUGCAUUGUUGGAGACGAGUCGUACAAUGCGGGGUCAUCUUGGACUGAAGAUAAUGGGUGUAUUGAAAUGUAUUGUAAUUCAACUACCUGCGAAGCUGAGAAAACACAUGACAAAAGAGAGUAUUGCAGUGGACCACCAUCUUGUAGACGUUACGAAAGUUUAAAAACAACGGAAACUGGAGAGUGCUGUUCUGAAUACAAUUGUGAAUGCAACUCGAUACUUUGCCCAGCAAAUAAAACGUGUCUCGCGGGUACAAGAAUCAACCAGGAUUUGUCGGAUGAGUGCUGUACAGUCGAAGAAUGUCUGCCAACUUGUCGAUACAAUGGAGAGGAAUAUGUGAAUGGUGCAUUGAUAAAUGGAGAAAAUUGUUAUGACGAGUACUGCGAAUGUAGUGAUGCUGCGUGCGAAAUAGUGCGACGGGACGAAAUUGAAUGUCCCACAAGCGAACCAUGUACGAACGAUGAAGUUACUCAUUACCCUUCAUUUCUUGAUGAUUCCGGAUGCUGUAAAACUCAUCAAUGCAAAUGCGAGUGUACGGUAUAUGGUGACCCUCACUAUAUUUCAUUUGACGGAAAGAGGUAUUCAUUUCAAGGAAUGUGUCAUUAUACUCUUGUGAAAAGUCGAGAUACGGACGAUUUAGAGAUAAUCUCGGAUAAUCAAGAUUGCGUUCCCACUAUGCAAGACGUGAGUUGCGUGAAGUCAAUCAUAGUGAUAUGGAAAGGAACAAAGGUUGUACUUGCGGUUGGGAAUAUAGUGUAUCUCAAUGAUGAAGAAGUGACAGCUUUGCCGUUGGAUUCUGGUGGAAUUCGAGUCACAAAAAUGCCAGAUUUCUACCUUCGCCUGCAAAUUGCUGAACUCAGUCUUGUCCUCGAGUUUAAGGGACAUAAGGAACAAGGCUAUACUUUCAUCAAAAUACCAAUGAAUUCAAAAUGGUUUAAUAAAACCGUUGGAUUGUGUGGUACGUGUUCUAAUACCAGGGACGAUGAUUUUGAAACAAAAAAUGGAACUAACACAACUGAUCUUGAAGAUUUCACUUCUAGUUGGCAAUAUAACGCAACAGACAAAGAGUGCUUGCCAUGUAAUCCUCCUGAUCACAAAGAAUGUUGGAAUUGUACCGAUCCAAGACACGGAAAUGACAUACCUGAUUACUGUAAAAAACCUUGUAACAAAAGUUCGUGUGAAAUGUUAAAAUCAAAUAUCUUCGCUAAUUGCUCUAUACCAGUCGACAAUUACUAUGAGUCUUGUAUGAAAGAUAAUGAAUUAACAAGAAAAUGUUCAGUUUGUGACUCGGAUGCAAUAGCAACAUAUGCAAAGAAAUGUAACUGUGUAAAGUGGCGUAAAGACUUCAAUUGCAGCACAGAAUGUCCAAAUGGCCAAGAAUUUGAAGAAUGUGUGCCCGAAUGCAAGCUCAUGCGAACCUGCUCAAAUAAAGAUUUAUCACUGUUACAAAGAGAAUGCGACUCAACCUUAACUGCAAGUGGCUGUGCCUGUCCCGAUGGCACUGUUCUACAGGAUGAAAACAGCAAUAUAUGUGUGGAAGAAAGAUGUUGUGAUUGCCAAGAUCCAGUAUGCAACUCCUACGAAACACUUGUUUUAGAAAAGGGGGAGAAUCCCGACGACUGUUGCGCAAAGAAAAAAUGUGUGUGUACAUCAGUGAACGACCCGCCUUGUGUUUUACCUAAAGUUUUAAUACCGACUGAUGGUGGAACACCUGGAUGCUUUCGAAAUGAGUGCAGAUGCCCGGAUGAUCCUCAGUGUGAUCAAGUAGAAAAUUCUUGCGAUCAAACUUUCGGUUGCACUGGAAAAAUGAUAUCUGGACUAUGCGGAUGUACUGAAAGAUUCGAUUGUGUGUGUGAUGAAACAAAGUGUCCUCAAAACUUCGAUCCUUGUCCGAAAUGUUUUACUGAAACAAUGCAAAAACCUGAAAUCGAUCCGGAUCAAUAUUGCAAUGGGUCUUGUUGCGAUGAACAAAUUUGUAGCAAGAUUCAGUGUGAUCCUAUACAGAAUACGAUGCCCGAUUAUCCAACGGAUUCUUGCCCUUUUAUACAAAGAAUUACUACGGGAUUUUCUGAGACAGAUUUGGAAGAAUGUUGUGGUACUGCAUACGGUGUUGAGUGUUUAUCAGAUAAGUGCAGUGAUGAAUUUGCAGAAGAAAGUUGCCAAGCUGGAUAUAAAUUAGUGACCCUUUCAGCGAUUAAUUCAUCAAUUUCGACCAUUCGCGAUUACGCCAACUGCCCUAAAGUUGACGAAUGCUGUCCGCACAGAAUUUGCGUUUGCGAUUCAUGCAUGUUGUCCGAUGGAAGCCGCUUGGCCAUUGGAGAUGAAAAAUAUUCGUUCGACGGAUGCGAAUUAUAUACAUGUACCAACACUAAGCUAGAAAAUGGAUGUUACAAGUAUACUACACAGACACCGGAUUCUCCAUCAUUUCCCAAAUGCAAAUGUUAUCAAACUAUGAGCACAAUAUCUCCACGUGAGGGACGACCAAUAGAUAAGAGUCAGUGGGGAGAAUAUUGCGUACCAUCUUACACAUGUCAAAACAAUUCCUGUAGCGAUAACUACUCUCCUGGAAAUGAUGAUUGCAGUUAUCCUGCAGAAGUACAAACCACUUAUGAGACAGAUGAUACGAAUAAUUGCGAGAACGAAGAUUGUCCCGUAUCAAAAUGUGUUUGUUCAAAAUGUUUUCAUGAAGAUCUUGGAGAAUCUGACAUUGGUAUUACUGUUCAAGGCAAUGAUCAUUGUGAAAACUACACCUGCGUUGCUGUUGAUGGUGAACUUUGUCCAAAAUAUAAAGUUAAUCGAGUUCCAUGUCCUAAAAAAGAUUGCAAUGAGGAAUUUGAGAAUAAAACAACAACUCCAAUUCCUGGGGAAUGUUGUGACAAAGAAACCUGUCAGUGCAAGCCAUAUGAAAAGUUAGAAGACGUUUGUAGCAAUUGGAAAAUAAAUACGAGUUCAUGUCAAGAUCCGGAUUACAUGGUAUUAGAGGACGAACAGGACAAGUUUCAAACGCACCGAUGCUGUCCUGAAAAGAAGUGUGUAUGCAAAAGCGAUGAGAUGUUGAAAGACGAAUGUCCAAAAUGGACUGAUUAUUCAUGCGAAUCUCCUUAUCAGAAGAGAAGUCUCAAGACAGCCAUCACAGAGUCAAAUUGCUGCCCAGAUUAUGAAUGUACAUGCGACUGUUCAAAUGUAACAUGUAAAUACGACAGCUGGGUAGCUGAGGCUUCAACUGAUCAAUGCGACUGCCAAUGCAAAUGUAAACCAGAAAAAUGUACCGAAAAUAUUAAGAGUUGUGGAAUUUAUGAAAAACGUAUUGAAAAUGGAACGAAAGACGAUGGUUGCUGUAAAGAGUAUGAAUGUGUUUGUGUCAAAGAAAGCUGCCCAGCUCUUCCAUCGGCAGAUUGUAAUCAAUAUCAAAUUGAGUAUGAUUGGUACGAGAAUCUCGGAGUUGAUUGUUGCGCAAAAGAAAAAAGAUGCAGAUGUAACUCUAACUCUACAUUAUUACAUGAAUUGUGCAAUGCCACAAAGCCAGACAAAUGCGAGGACGGUUACACACCAUAUGUGGAAAAAGUGAUGACAUCGCAAACACAAGGAAUGUGUUGUGAUAUACAGUGCAAAUGCUCCAGCUGCUUUACUGAUAAAAACGAAACUAAGUUGGUUGGUUCUACAUGGGAAACGAAGGAAAAUUGCUUAGUGAAAAACCACAGAUGUUCAGAAGUGUUGUUGACAAACGGUUGUCAUAAAAUAAUAACAGAUGUGAGAAAUGUAUCUUGUGAUUUCACCUCCGCCAGUAGCUACGAAAAUGAAAAGUGUAACGAAAGCUCUUAUGCUGUUGAAACAUUGCCCAGAGAAGGAUGUUGUCCUGAUUUCAGUUGCAAACCUUGCUCUUCGCAAAAUUGGACUUGCCACUCUCCAUUGGAAUUUAUGUCCAAAAACGAUACAAUAGAACGAUGUCCCGGGGAAUGUAGAUGCUCGGAUCCCUUGAGCGAAAUUCAAAAUCGGAUUUGCCUAUCAAGCGCUUCUUGUCCAAAUUAUUACACACCUGUUUUGCUUGAUAAAGAUCAAACAGGAGGAAAAUCACAUUCGGACAAGUGUUGUCCCGACUAUAAAUGCAUAUGCUCACCUUGUUCUGAGGAUAACAUCAAUGAAAACGAUAUUACUUACAAUACUACACUAUGUGAAACUGUUGGAGUAAGGGAAAGUGACGUGGAUAAACCUUGCUGUAAAAAUUAUGAAAAGCAAUGCAACAAUUCAUGUAGUUGCCCAGCAUCAGAGUCAAAUUGUCAAACAACGCUAGGCUGCACUGACAAAGAAAUCUCCAUAUCAUUUUGUGGGUGUGUUACUUCAACAACAUGUGAAUGUAAACCUGAACUAUGUCCCAUAAAAUCUUGUGGACCAUGUGAAAAAUUGGUAAAUGCAUCUCGACCUAUGGAUGAAACAGCUGCCUGUAAUGGAAAUUGUUGUCCAAUACAAUCUUGUGUAAAAGUGGAGUGCCCUGAAGUACCUGAAAUUGUGAUACCGGACUAUUGCACUUUCGCCUCAAAGGUAUACACAUAUCCACAGAAUGAGAUUUGCUGUCAUAAUGGAGAAGAAGUGAAGUGCAAUAACACUUUAUGUCCUGACAUUCUGAAAAUCCCAGAUAGUUGCCAAGAUGGAUACUCAUUGGCUUCUCUUCCGGUUGCAAAUUCAACUGACGCAAGGAUCAAUGCAUUCAAAGAUUGUCCCAACGUUGACCAGUGUUGCGAACACAAAGUAUGUGAAUGUACAUCUUGUGCAUAUGGUGACAAGCUUCUCAAUAUAGGAGCACCAGGAGUAUAUUCAGAAGAUGGUUGUACCUUUUAUACUUGUACUGGAGAUAUCAAACUCACAGAUGGUUGCUAUCAAAUAUCUGAACAAAAGCCAUCUUGCCCAUCUAAACAACCCUGUGAUUGUUAUCAAACACUGGUAACAACCGAUCCAGAAGGAGGAGCAAUUGAUAAAAGUCAGUGGAUGGAAUAUUGUUGUCCAACUCAUACAUGUCAAAACAAUUCCUGUAGCGAUGACUACUCUCCUGGAAAUGAUGAUUGCAGUUAUCCCGCAGAAGUACAAACCACUUAUGAGAGGAAUGAUACCAACAGUUGCGAGAACAAAGAUUGUCCCAUAUCAAAAUGUGUUUGUUCAAAAUGUUUUGAUGAAAUCCUUGGAGAAUCUGACAUUGGUACUACUGUUCAAGGCAAUGAUCAUUGUGAAAACUACACCUGCGUUGCUGUUGAUGGUGAACUUUGUCCAAAAUAUAAAGUUAAUCGAGUUCCAUGUCCUAACAAAGAUUGCAAUGAGGAAUUUGAGAAUAAAACAACAACUCCAAUUCCUGGGGAAUGUUGUGACAAAGAAACCUGUCAGUGCAAGCCAUAUGAAAAGUUAGAAGACGUUUGUAGCAAUUGGAAAAUAAAUACGAGUUCAUGUCAAGAUCCGGAUUACAUGGUAUUAGAGGACGAACAGGACAAGUUUCAAACGCACCGAUGCUGUCCUGAAAAGAAGUGUGUAUGCAAAAGCGAUGAGAUGUUGAAAGACGAAUGUCCAAAAUGGACUGAUUAUUCAUGCGAAUCUCCUUAUCAGAAGAGAAGUCUCAAGACAGCCAUCACAGAGUCAAAUUGCUGCCCAGAUUAUGAAUGUACAUGCGACUGUUCAAAUGUAACAUGUAAAUACGACAGCUGGGUAGCUGAGGCUUCAACUGAUCAAUGCGACUGCCAAUGCAAAUGUAAACCAGAAAAAUGUACCGAAAAUAUUAAGAGUUGUGGAAUUUAUGAAAAACGUAUUGAAAAUGGAACGAAAGACGAUGGUUGCUGUAAAGAGUAUAAAUGUGUUUGUGACCAAGAAAGCUGCCCAGCUCUUCCAUCGGCAGAUUGUAAUCAAUAUCAAGUUGAGUAUGAUUGGUACGAGAAUCUCGGAGUUGAUUGUUGCGCAAAAGAAAAAAGAUGCAGAUGUAACUCUAACUCUACAUUAUUACAUGAAUUGUGCAAUGCCACAAAACCAGACAAAUGCGAGGACGGUUACACACCAUAUGUGGAAAAAGUAAUGACAUCGCAAACACAAGGAAUGUGCUGUGAUAUACAGUGCAAAUGCUCCAGCUGCUUUACUGAUAAAAAUGAAACUAAGUUGGUUGGUUCUACAUGGGAAACGAAGGAAAAUUGCUUAGUGAAAAACCACAGAUGUUCCGAAGUGUUGUUGACAAACGGUUGUCAUAAAAUAAUAACAGAUGUGAGAAAUGUAUCUUGUGAUUUCACCUCCGCCAGUAGCUACGAAAAUGAAAAGUGUAACGAAAGCUCUUAUGCUGUUGAAACAUUGCCCAGAGAAGGAUGUUGUCCUGAUUUCAGUUGCAAACCUUGCUCUUCGCAAAAUUGGACUUGCCACUCUCCAUUGGAAUUUCUGUCUAAAAACGAUACAAUAGAACGAUGUCCCGGGGAAUGUAGAUGCUCGGAUCCCUUGAGUGAAAUUCAAAAUCGGAUUUGCCUAUCAAGCGCUUCUUGCCCAAAUUAUUACACACCUGUUUUGCUUGAUAAAGAUCAAACAGGGGAAAAGUCACACUCGGACAAGUGUUGCCCAGACUAUAAAUGCAUAUGCUCACCUUGUUCUGAGGAUAACAUUAAUGAAAGCGAUAUAACUUACAAUACUACACUAUGUGAAACUGUUGGAGUAAGGGAAAGUGACGUGGAUAAACCUUGCUGUAAAAAUUAUGAAAAGAAAUGCAACAAUUCAUGUAGUUGCCCAGCAUCAGAGUCAAAUUGUCAAACAACGCUAGGCUGCACUGACAAAGAAAUCUCCAAAUCAUUUUGUGGGUGUGUUACUUCAACAACAUGUGAAUGUAAACCUGAACUAUGUCCCAUAAAAUCUUGUGGACCUUGUGAAAAAUUGAUAAAUGCAUCUCGACCUAUGGAUGAAACAGCUGCCUGUAAUGGAAAUUGUUGUCCAGUACAAUCUUGUGAAAAAGUGGAGUGCCCUGAAGUACCUGAAGUUGUGAUACCGGACUAUUGCACUUUCGCCUCAAAGGUAUACACAUAUCCACAGAAUGAAAUUUGCUGUCAUAAUGGAGAAGAAGUGAAGUGCAAUAACACUUUAUGUCCUGACAUUCUGAAAAUCCCAGAUAGUUGCCAAGAUGGAUAUUCAUUGGCUUCACUUCCAGUUGCAAAUUCAACUGACGCAAGGGUGAAUGCAUUCAAAGAUUGUCCCAACGUUGACCAGUGUUGCGAACACAAAGUAUGUGAAUGUACAUCUUGUGCAUAUGGUGACAAGAUUCUCGAUAUAGGAGUACCGGGAGUCUACUCAGAAGAUGGUUGUACCUUUUAUACUUGUACUGGAGAUAUCAAACUCACAGAUGGUUGCUAUGAAAUAUCUGAACAAAAGCCAUCUUGCCCAUCUAUACAACCCUGUGAUUGUUAUCAAACACUGGUAACAACCGAUCCAGAAGGAGGAGCAAUUGAUAAAAGUCAGUGGAUGGAUUAUUGUUGUCCAACUCACACAUGUCAAAACAAUUCCUGUAGCGAUACCUACUCUCCUGGAAAUGAUGAUUGCAUUUAUCCUGCAGAAGUACAAACCACUUAUGAGAGGAAUGAUACCAACAGUUGCGAGAACAAAAAUUGUCCCAUAUCAAAAUGUGUUUGUUCAAAAUGUUUUGAUGAAAUCCUUGGAGAAUCUGACAUUGGUAUUACUGUUCAAGGCAAUGAUCAUUGUGAAAACUACACCUGCGUUGCUGUUGAUGGUGAACUUUGUCCAAAAUAUAAAGUUAAUCGAGUUCCAUGUCCUAAAAAAGAUUGCAAUCAGGAAUUUGAGAAUAAAACAACAACUCCAAUUCCUGGGGAAUGUUGUGAAAAAGAGACCUGUCAGUGCAAGCCAUAUGAAAAGUUAGAAGACGUUUGUAGCAAUUGGAAAAUAAAUACAAGUUCAUGUCAAAAUCCGGAUUACAUGGUAUUAGAGGACGAACAGGACAAGUUUCAAACACACCGAUGCUGUCCUGAAAAGAAGUGUGUAUGCAAAAGCGAUGAGAUGUUGAAAGACGAAUGUCCAAAAUGGACUGAUUAUCUAUGCGAAUCUCCUUAUCAGAGGAGAAGUCUCAAGACAGCCAUCACAGAGUCAAAUUGCUGCCCAGAUUAUGAAUGUACCUGCGACUGUUCAAGUGUAACAUGUAAAUACGACAGCUGGGUAGCUGAGGCUUUAACUGAUCAAUGCGACUGCCAAUGCAAAUGUGAACCAGAAAAAUGUACCGAAAAUAUUAAGAGUUGUGGAAUUUAUGAAGAACGUAUUGAAAAUGGAACGAAAGACGAUGGUUGCUGUAAAGAGUAUGAAUGUGUUUGUGUCAAAGAAAGCUGCCCAGCUCUUCCAUCGGCAGAUUGUAAUGAAUAUCAAAUUGAGUAUGAUUGGUACGAGAAUCUCGGAGUUGAUUGCUGCGCAAAAGAAAAAAGAUGCAGAUGUAACUCUAACUCUACAUUAUUACAUGAAUUGUGCAAUGCCACAAAACCAGACAAAUGCGAGGACGGUUACACACCAUAUGUGGAAAAAGUAAUGACAUCGCAAACACAAGGAAUGUGCUGUGAUAUACAGUGCAAAUGCUCCAGCUGCUUUACUGAUAAAAAUGAAACUAAGUUGGUUGGUUCUACAUGGGAAACGAAGGAAAAUUGCUUAGUGAAAAACCACAGAUGUUCAGAAGUGUUGUUGACAAACGGUUGUCAUAAAAUAAUAACAGAUGUGAGAAAUGUAUCUUGUGAUUUCACCUCCGCCAGUAGCUACGAAAAUGAAAAGUGUAACGAAAGCUCUUAUGCUGUUGAAACAUUGCCCAGAGAAGGAUGUUGUCCUGAUUUCAGUUGCAAACCUUGCUCUUCGCAAAAUUGGACUUGCCACUCUCCAUUGGAAUUUCUGUCGAAAAACGAUACAAUAGAACGAUGUCCCGGGGAAUGUAGAUGCUCUGAUCCCUUGAGUGAAAUUCAAAAUCGGAUUUGCCUAUCAAGCGCUUCUUGUCCAAAUUAUUACACAGCUGUUUUGCUUGAUAAAGAUCAAACAGGGGGAAAAUCACACUCGGACAAGUGUUGUCCCGACUAUAAAUGCAUAUGCUCACCUUGUUCUGAGGAUAACAUUAAUGAAAGCGAUAUAACUUACAAUACUACACUAUGUGAAACUGUUGGAGUAAGGGAAAGUGACGUGGAUAAACCUUGCUGUAAAAAUUAUGAAAAGCAAUGCAACAAUUCAUGUAGUUGCCCAACAUCAGAGUCAAAUUGUCAAACAACGUUAGGCUGCACUGACAAAGAAAUCUCCAAAUCAUUUUGUGGGUGUGUUACUUCAACAACAUGUGAAUGUAAACCUGAACUAUGUCCCAUAAAAUCUUGUGGACCUUGUGAAAAAUUAAUAAAUGCACCUCGACCUAUGAAUGAAACAGCUGCCUGUAAUGGAAAUUGUUGUCCAAUACAAUUUUGUGUAAAAGUGGAGUGCCCUGAAGUACCCGAAAUUGUGAUACCGGACUAUUGCAUUUUCGCCUCAAAGGUAUACACAUAUCCACAGAAUGAGAUUUGCUGUCAUAAUGGAGAAGAAGUGAAGUGCAAUAACACUUUAUGUCCUGACAUUCUGAAAAUCCCAGAUAGUUGCCAAGAUGGAUACUCAUUGGCUUCUCUUCCGGUUGCAAAUUCAACUGACGCAAGGGUCAAUGCAUUCAAAGAUUGUCCCAACGUUGACCAGUGUUGCGAACACAAAGUAUGUGAAUGUACAUCUUGUGCAUAUGGUGACAAGAUUCUCGAUAUAGGAGCACCAGGAGUAUAUUCAGAAGAUGGUUGUACCUUUUAUACUUGUACUGGAGAUAUCAAACUCACAGAUGGUUGCUAUCAAAUAUCUGAACAAAAGCCAUCUUGCCCAUCUAAACAACCCUGUGAUUGUUAUCAAACACUGGUAACAAUCGACCCAGAAGGAGGAGCAAUUGAUCAAAGUCAGUGGAUGGAUUAUUGUUGUCCAACUUACACAUGUCAAAACAAUUCCUGUAGCGAUACCUACUCUCCUGGAAAUGAUAAUUGCAUUUAUCCUGCAGAAGUACAAACCAACUAUGAGCGGAAUGAUACCAACAGUUGCGAGAACAAAGAUUGUCCCAUAUCAAAAUGUGUUUGUUCAAAAUGUUUUGAUAAAGAUCUCGGAGAAUCUGACAUUGGUAGUACUGUACAAGGCAAUGAUCAUUGCGAAAACUACACCUGCGUUGCUGUUGUAGGUAGACUUUGUCCUGAAUAUAAAGUUAAUCGAGAUCCAUGUCCUACAAAAGAUUGCAAUGAAGAAUUUGAGAAUAAAACAUCAACUUUGAUUCCUGGGAAAUGCUGUGAUGCAGAAACUUGUGCAUGCAAGCCCUUCGAAGAACUUAAAAACAUAUGUGAUGGAUGGAAAAGUAACACAUCACAUUGUUCCGACCCAACACACAUGGAAUUGGUUCAAUCCGGUUCUACUCUGCAACAUCGAUGCUGUCCUGAAAUGGCUUGUCAUUGCAAAGAUAAGGAAACAAUAAAAUGCGACAAAGACGAAAAUUACAAAUGCCCAGCAAAUUAUACUAGAGUAAAAACAGCAGAGGUUACAUCCAAGAAUUGUUGCCCUGACUUCAAUUGUACUUGUGAUUGCUCUGGUGUGAAGUGCGAAUUGGAGACCUGGGUUGCAAAGACAAGUGAAAAUGUUUGUGACUGCAAGUGUAGCUGUGACCCCACGAAAUGCGGGCCAGUGUUAACAUGUCCAGAAUUCAAAGUUCCCACAAUUAAAAGUUGGAAAGACGGUGACUGCUGUCCAGUGUAUGAAUGUGUGUGUAAUAAAACAUGCAACGAAAGCAACUUGGAAUGCAACAUCUUUCAGGAUGUGAAAAAGACAUAUACUGAUACAGAGGAAUGUUGUCCAGAAGAAAAAUGUGAAUGUUCACAAAAUAAGACAUAUCAAGAAUCUUGUGUGGAAUCAUGUCCCGAAGGAUACGCAAUGUCAUAUAAAGACCCAGACACCAAAUGUUGUGGAGAAUGUAUAUGUACACACUGUAAAACGCCAUCAGGAAUGGUGGAGGUUGGAACAUCUUGGAAUGCAACUGAUGAGUUCUGUAAGGUUACAAAAGUUUGUUCUGAGGUAAAGGGCACAGAUGGUUGUCAUACUGUAAAAACAAUAUAUACAGAAAAAUCUACAUGCCCAACAAAAUAUUGCGGGCCAUUGCAGACGGCUAAACAACUCCCAUCACUUUAUCAAUGCUGUCCUGAAUAUAGGUGUGAAUGCAUCGUUAAUGAUACCAUUUUGAGAAGCGAAUGCGAAAAUUAUGAUGGUAUUGAGUGUCCAUCUAGCAAAAAAUCAACUCUAAUUGACUUUAUUGACUGCUGUCCUUAUUAUGAAUGUCAAUGCAAAGAAUGCGAAUACCCAUGCGACCCCGGUUUUAUUGCGGAGAUGUUACAAAAUAAAACUAUUGAUACUCAAUAUUGCUGCUUUGACUACAGAUGUAGAUGUGACUCAUGUACAGCACAAAAUGGAUCUGCCAUAAAAGUUGGACAGGUGUUGACGACAACACUUCAUUCGGGAUGUGCUGUCAAGGAAUCUUGCAGUAGAUCAGACGAUAAAUGUACAUUAGGUAUAGAUGACCCAUCAACCAAAUGUCAAACCAAAGAAAACUUUCAAUCACAAACGUGCAAAACCCCUUAUCAACAUGCUAUAGCCACUGGUAACUUCAUGGAAAAUAAUCUUUGCUGUGAGGAAUUUUCAUGCGAAUGCAAUGAUACUUCCAUCAAUUGCCUCCCUCCUUCCUCAGCCAAUUGUUUACCUAGUCAGAUGGCAAUAGAAAAAAGUGUGAUGCCCAAUACUGGAGAUUGCUGUAAGGAUUAUACCUGUGUUUGUCGGAAUGAUACUGAUUUAGAAGAUAUAUGUGAAAUGUCAAAAAAUUUUGAAUGUAAACAAGAUGGCUUCGUCAAACAUAGGUUGGAAAGUUCAGAUCCAUGCUGCCUGAAUUUCACCUGUACAUGUGAUUCUACCAAAUGCUCGAAUUACGGAUUUACUUGCGAAGAUGAAUUGUAUGAAAGAUAUGAAGUACCAGGAGGUACAACGUGCUGUCCAAAAUAUGAAUGCAGAUGUGUCAACUGUAGAUCCAGCGAUGCUGUUAUAAGAAAGACAAAUCAGACUUGGACAAAUGAAUGCAAUGUAUACACAUGUACUGAAGGAGAAGGUCAAUGUCCCACCAUCACUAAUCGUCCUAGAUUUGACUGCGAACCAGUGGAUGUCGCCGAUUGCGAAGGACGUGGUGGAGUUGUCAGAGGAUUAGAUCAGUAUGACGGAUGCUGUAAGGAAUGUACGCUGUGUAAACGUGUUGAAAAAAAACAAAACUUGACGGCAACAAUCAGCGGAUUAAACUGUUGGUCUCUUGAAGCUAUAGAUAUCGGAGUUUGUGAGGGGGCUUGCCCUAACACUGUUACUGUUAAUUACAAAACGGGAACAUCUGAUGUUAUGUGUGCUUGUUGCGAGCCGACUAUCGAAGAAUCGGUGGUGAUAAUGAACUGUGAAGAUGGCUCUCAGAAAAUGGAAGCAAUCAACAAAGCCGGAUCUUGCAAAUGUACAAGUGACAUCAGCCCAUAAUACUAUAAGAUGAUAAACGUUUGCUCUGUAUUAUCUGAUCAUAUUCUUUGUAUAGUUUGUGCUUUUAAGUGCUUUGUAGAUGUAGAAUUUUCCAUUGAUUAGUAUAUAUGCUUCAUUGUGUAUUAACCCAUUAACUGAUCGCGUUACUGUAAUGUACAUUAUAUUAAAGGAGAAACUCUAAAUAAUGCAAUAAAAGUUAUGUAACUGAUAAAUCUAGUCUAUAUUAUAACACAUGAAUGUUUCCUUGAUUUUGUCAUUCUGAUUUGGCGGUUAUUUGCGUAUGGAUAAACUACACGCACAUUAAAAAUGAGAUUUGCGAAAUCCCGCUUUGAAUAUUUUUAUUGUAUAGAUUUCAUCAACUGUAUAUGUAAUUCUGAAAUGAUAUCGCAAGAAAGUAUUUUUACUUUUAUUGUCUAAUUCAACCUUAUAAUCAUCACAAGCAAAAAUACUAUUUGAUAUAUUGCUACAUUUUCGGUAAUUGUUUUUAUUAGGCCGGGUAUGUACCACAUUGAAAUGGGCUUUAAUUUCUUGGUAUAUAGUGCAAUUGUUUAAACACGUCACAAAUGACGUAAUAAAAUUCAGCAGCUGCAAA
Molecule: messenger RNA, 14994 nt
Organism: Styela clava
Lineage: Eukaryota; Metazoa; Chordata; Ascidiacea; Stolidobranchia; Styelidae
Source: RefSeq, a predicted model, not a curated record